UUUUAGGGAAAGCUGAGCUUCCCUUGCAGUCUUAGAGAAAUCGCCACUUCUGUACAGUAUAUUGGAGAGAGAGAGAGAGAGGUUGAGCAACCUGUACAGUAUAUUAGAGAGAGAGAGAGAGAGCGUGGUUGAGAGACCUUUGCAGUAUAAUGGAGAGAGGGUGAGAGGUUGAGCGGCCUGUACAGUAUAUUAGAGAGUGAGUGGUUGAAAGACCUUUGCAGUGUGAGACAGCGAGCGGUUGGGCGACCUGUACAGUAUAUUAGAGAGAGAGAGUGGUUGAGAGACCUUUGCAGUGUGAGACAGAGAGCGGUUGGGCGACCUGUACAGUAUAUUAGAGAGAGAGAGAGAGAGAGAGAGAGUGGUUGAAAGACCUUAACAGUAUGAUGGAGAGAGAGAGUGGUUGAGCGACCUGUACAGUAUAUUAGAGAGAGAGGGUGGUUGAGAGACCUUUGCAGUGUGAGACAGAGAGCCGUUGGGAGACCUGUACAGUAUAUUAGAGAGAGAGAGAGUGGUUGAGCGACCUGUGCAGUGUAUUAGAGAGAGAGAGAGUGGUUGAGCGACCUGUACAGUAUAUUAGAGAGAGAGAGUGGUUGAGCGACCUGUACAGUAUAUGAGAGAGAGAGAGUGGUUGAGCGACCUGUACAGUAUAUUAGAGAGAGAGAGUGGUUGAGCGACCUGUACAGUAUAUUAGAGAGAGAGAGAGAGUGGUUGAGCGACCUGUACAGUAUAUUAGAGAGAGAGAGUGGUUGAGUGACCUGUACAGUAUAUUAGAGAGAGAGUGGUUGAGAGACCUUUGCAGUGUGACAGAGAGAGAGUUUGAGUUGAGUGGUUGAAGGACAUUUAGUGUGAUAGAGAGAGAGAGAGGUUGAGCGACCUGUACAGUGUUAUAGAGAGAGAGAGAGAGGUUGAGCGACCUGUACAGUGUGAUAGAGAGAGAGAGUGGUUGAGAGACCUGUACAGUUUGAUAGAGAGAGAAAGUGGGCGUGUCACCUGUGCAGUGUUAUACAGAAGACAGAGAGAGUGAAGCACAUUAACUAAGAGAGAUAGAGAGAGAUAGUGAUAGUGUGUGUGUAUUUGUGUAUUUGCGUGUGGGUGAGAGAGCUAUAGAAUGUAAUUUUUGAAAAUAUAAAGAGUGAGAGACAGGGUUAGAGGAACCUGAGGGAGGAAUGCUGAACCAGAGAAGCUGACGGCAUCACUCACAGAAUGGCGUCCACAGCGCAGUACUCAGGGUGUAACGAAGGAGACACACUGUGUGUAAUUAGACUGUUUGAACCUGAGGUGAUCGUCGUUCCUUUGCUUCUCAUGCUGAGUUUCGUCAUUAUUUUGGCGAUCUUGUUGCUGCUGCGCUUUUGUCCUGAGAAGGUGCAUCGUGUCGGCCCAAAAUUCACUCUAAAGAAACCCAAGCAGGGAGCUGUGAGGAACCUGCGCGGCAUUGAUGCUCCUGCGGGUCUGAAUGCAUUGGAAGGUGAGAGCAUAGCUCUCGAGCAAGCUCCAUCUUACUCCACCUUCACCUCACUGACGAACGGUGGAUCCUCACGAGGUAUCGAUAAUCCAGCGUUCAGUCCUGGUACAUUCAGUAACAGUCCUUUAAUGAACCAUCGCGAGGUUCCUCGGCAACGCCUGCCAGAAGCCUUUAAGUUGGUGGCGAAACUCCCAUGCUCAUACUCUCUGAAAUCGGACAGUACCGUGUCUCUGUACAGAGCUCGCAUGGAGAACAGGAACGUUGUACUGCGGGUACUUAACGACUCGGCAAGUGUCAGUGAGAGUCAGUCGUUUCUGGACUUUGCAUCGUUCUUGUCUCAGUUGGGUCCUCACCCGUUCCUGCCUGAACUGUUGGGUGUGGUUACUCUGCGUGCUCCUCUCAUCAUGGUGAUGGAGGAGUUGGAGAACCAGGACCUUCUGUCAUACCUGUGGAAGUGCAGACAGACAGGAGCGGACUCAUGUGAGAUUACAGAAAGAAGAAUUUUUACAAUGGCGUCUCAGGUGGCUUCUGCUCUGGACUUCCUUCAUUCCAAAGAUAUUAUUCAUGGAAAUAUCAAAGCUCGAAGUGUAUUAAUUAGCAGAAUGCUAACAGCUAAACUGUGGGGGCUCAGCGGUGUGUAUGCAAGAACAACACAUGGAUUGAACUACAACAAUGAUCCUGGGCGGAAAAAAUGGCAGGCUCCAGAGCUACUGGCUAACAGAGCGGCUAGCCAAAAGAGCGAUGUAUGGUCCUUUGGGUUGAUGCUGUACGAGAUGGCGACUCUCGGUGAAGUUCCAUUUGCUGAUCUUCCACCUACUGAACUUCUUCAGUUCCUCCAGAGAGGAAAAUCACUGAAGAAACCACACAACUGCUCCAGCUCACUAUACUCCAUCAUUAAAAGCUGCAGUCAUUUUAAAGAACAAGAUCGCCCGACGAUGGCUGAGAUCAGACACAAACUCCAAUCAGGAGAGAAGAAUGCCAACGACAAAACUGCUCUCCGGACCAAUCAGCCCAUAAGCAUUGGGUAUUACCUUCAGGAGGCCGGAUACGGAGAGUCCAACCACUACACUGUUUUCUAAAAAGAGUUAACAAGAUGAAAAUGACAUGGAGCGGUUUGUUACAUUGAACCAAGAACUAUGAUCCUUAUUUACUCCCCAAACCUCAAAACAAGGGUACAGCCCAGAAUAGGAAACAUUACAUUGUGACUGUAGUACUGUUAGCUUGUUUACAAUUUUUACACUGUAUAUUAUGAAGACUUGUAUAUUAUUUUAUAUAUUAUAUAUUACUUUACAACUUUAUUUAACACAAGCCUAAAAACACACACUUUUACCCCGAACAUUUAUACACAAGUUUUGAAUGAAGUCAAGAAGAAUAAAACAAAAAUAAAAUAUUGAUCAAUGCACUUUUAAAAUCAGUGCACUUUUUUAUUUACACUAUAAUACUAAGAGGUUUAAACAUCAUUUAUAAUGGGCAUGCUCAUGCUAGCUAAGCUGAAUGACAAAACCAUGCCAAAAACUGCAUCCCAAUCCUCACAAUAAGAUAAAAUAGUGUCUAAAUAAUUGGACGGAUUUUGUACAGUAGCAUUUGCUAUGCAUACCAGUUUUGUACUAAUUUGGUGCAGUAAUUUAGUAAAAGAGCAAUCCCAUAACCCAUCCCAUCAUGCACCAUAAACCAAAAGGAUGAGGACAGUUGAGAAUUCGACUGUGAAAGUGCUCAUUUAUCUUCUACUGUGAACUUUUUUUUUUAGUUCUGAUUAAAAGGAAUAAAAUUAUCUGUUGAUAA
This is a messenger RNA of Trichomycterus rosablanca, 3244 nucleotides long. It is a transcript of the gene styk1b, whose product is annotated as serine/threonine/tyrosine kinase 1b. The record is from RefSeq and is a predicted model, not a curated record. Bases 1204 to 2541 code for a protein of 445 amino acids. Gene Ontology annotation, biological process: positive regulation of kinase activity; protein phosphorylation; cell surface receptor protein tyrosine kinase signaling pathway. Gene Ontology annotation, cellular component: plasma membrane; signaling receptor complex. Gene Ontology annotation, molecular function: transmembrane receptor protein tyrosine kinase activity; ATP binding. NCBI's taxonomy places the organism in Eukaryota, Metazoa, Chordata, Actinopteri, Siluriformes, Trichomycteridae. The transcript is spliced from 10 exons.